Cynocephalus volans (Philippine flying lemur) is the source of this 924-nucleotide messenger RNA. RefSeq names its product scratch family transcriptional repressor 2 (gene SCRT2). The transcript has 2 exons. Gene Ontology annotation, biological process: regulation of DNA-templated transcription. NCBI's taxonomy places the organism in Eukaryota, Metazoa, Chordata, Mammalia, Dermoptera, Cynocephalidae. Gene Ontology annotation, molecular function: DNA-binding transcription factor activity, RNA polymerase II-specific; RNA polymerase II cis-regulatory region sequence-specific DNA binding. The record is from RefSeq and is a predicted model, not a curated record. Bases 1 to 924 code for a protein of 307 amino acids.
AUGCCGCGCUCCUUCCUGGUGAAGAAGAUCAAAGCGGACGGCUUCCAGUGCAGCGGGGUGGCGGCCCCCACCUACCACCCCUUGGAGACCGCCUACGUGCUGCCUGGCGCCCGGGGGCCUCCCGGGGACAACGGUUACGCCCCGCACUGCCUGCCCCCGAGCAGCUACGAUGCAGACCAGAAGCCGGGCCUGGAGCUGGCGCCAGCCGAGCCCGCGUACCCGCCGGCGGCGCCGGAGGAGUACAGCGACCCCGAGAGCCCGCAGUCCAGCCUGUCGGCACGCUACUUCCGCGGGGAGGCGGCCGUGACCGACAGCUACUCCAUGGACGCCUUCUUCAUCUCGGACGGGCGCUCGAGGCGGCGGCGGGGCGGGGGCGGAGGGGACGCGGGGGGCGCGGGGGACGCCGGCAGCGCCAGGGGGCGCGCGGGGCGCGCGGGGGCGCCGGCGGGAGGCGGGCACCGGCACGCGUGCGCCGAGUGCGGCAAGACGUACGCCACGUCGUCGAACCUGAGCCGCCACAAGCAGACGCACCGCAGCCUGGACAGCCAGCUGGCGCGCAAGUGCCCGACGUGCGGCAAGGCGUACGUGUCCAUGCCGGCGCUGGCCAUGCACGUGCUCACGCACAACCUGCGCCACAAGUGCGGCGUGUGCGGCAAGGCCUUCUCGCGGCCCUGGCUGCUGCAGGGCCACAUGCGCUCGCACACCGGCGAGAAGCCGUUCGGCUGCGCGCACUGCGGCAAGGCCUUCGCCGACCGCUCCAACCUGCGCGCGCACAUGCAGACGCACUCGGCCUUCAAGCACUACCGCUGCCGCCAGUGCGACAAGAGCUUCGCGCUCAAGUCCUACCUCCACAAGCACUGCGAGGCCGCCUGCGUCAAGGGGGCCGAGCCGCCCCCGCCGCCCCCCGCCGGCCCGGCCAGCUGA